CCCGCCCCGGCCUCGCGGCCCCAGCAGCGCCGUCCCCCCGCUGCUUCUCCGAGGGGACAAGGCGUGGAACGGGAAACAAGCCCGGCUAGACAGGGUGUCGGGUCACGCUGGGAAGCUCCCGGGGGAGUAUCCUUAGUUGUCCCACAACCCAACAUCAAUGCAACAGUGGCACAAAACAUCCUCCUCUCAGUUGAAUACUCUUGCCGAGGUGUGGCCACCAUUGAGUGGAAGCAUGUGUCAAGCUGGGGCACCACCAGCAUUGUGGAGUGGAGGAGUGGGAAUUAUGUCAACAUAUCCACGGUGUACAAGGACAGAGUGACUACUUUUGAAAAUGGCUCUAUACAGCUUCGGAAUGUGGGCAUGAGAGAUGCCGGCUACUAUUUUGUCACUGUAACGGAGGAGCAUGGAACCAAUGCCUAUGGCACCAUCAUAGUCAAUGUUUACGAGAUUAUAUAUGAAGAUUUGCAUUUUGUAGCAGUUCUCUUCGCGUUUCUCGCUGCAGUAUCUGCCGUUCUAAUCUGCUUCAUGUGGCUGUGUAAUAAAUCUCUGCAUCUAUUUCAGAAGAAGACAACACACAAACUAACAGCAAGUACAACAGAAGAGAUUGAACUGGAAACCAUUGAGUGUUAGCCAAGGACUGUAUCAUAAUAAAAAUAACAAUUCUACCUCAAGAGAAAGUAUUGUCCAAGAAAGCAAGAACAAACCUAGAAAGUAAAAUGUUUGUGACUACUGCAGAAACAUCCUGACUUGCAAAGAAAUUAAAUCAGCAGGGUCUGAUGGAGCUGUUUUGACCUGUAAAGUUUUCAGUUCUGCUAGUCAAGGUCAGAGUAAAAAAGAGUAUGCUUUCAUGCUGAGCAUGAACACAUUUUUGUGGUUAGCUAAUAAAAUCUACAGCCUCUACCACUCUUAAAAACAACCAACCUACCAACCAACCAACCAACCAACCAACCAACCAACCAACCAAGCCUCUAAGAUCAACCCAUAAAGGAAAUUAUCAUGGUCUUGAAGGACACCUGCAUUUUGGAUACAGCAAGUCUCCUAUUACACACAGAGUGGUCAUUAGC
Molecule: messenger RNA, 1064 nt
Organism: Ficedula albicollis (Collared flycatcher)
Lineage: Eukaryota; Metazoa; Chordata; Aves; Passeriformes; Muscicapidae
Gene: VSTM5
Product: V-set and transmembrane domain containing 5
Exons: 4
Biological process (GO): positive regulation of excitatory synapse assembly; filopodium assembly
Cellular component (GO): dendrite; plasma membrane; axon
Source: RefSeq, a predicted model, not a curated record